AUGGAACCCGCUGACCUGCCCCCGAAACAGAGGGCGACAUCCUAUGCUGAUGCCGUUCGCGGUCACAAGGUGUUCUCCCAAAAGUCAAAGCCGGAGGGGGGCAAAUUGACCGAGAAUUCGCUCCCUCUGAAGGAGUCCUCCGUGAUUGAGGAGCCUCGUGGUGUAGCUCAAAAACAACCACAGAAGAAGGGUACCAACUUGGCGCAGGCGAAGGGCUCAAUACCAGGCCCCAAGGACAGUCAACAGGGCUCAUCUCAGGCAAAGCAGCCAAGGAAGGACUCACAUCUCAAAUCCUCAUAUGCAAAGACUCGGGACGUUAGGGAAGGCCAAGUAACGCCGCAAUUCUCGUAUGCCGAGGCCGUAAAGGGCAAGACAUUGUUGAGAACGCCCCAGCUCACGGACUCUGAAGGGCAUAAAGCUGGACCGGCAUCGCCAGCGCCAUCGAACGUCCCAAUUCCCGAGUCUCCGCCCGAGGCAUCGCCGUCGUCCCAGUGCAAGCAGCCUGAUGACGGCAUAGGGAGCUCCAACAAGCCCUCGGGUGAUGUUGUCGUAUGGCAGGGCGACAAUAGGAUAUCAUGCCACCAAGCUUGGCCGGACGAAGCGAGCGGGUUUGUACAUCACCAUGCAGUAGGAUUCGUCACCGAGAAGGCCAGCCACAACCACCCGGCCUAUAUGCGCAGCUCACAUGCCAAACGACACGCGCAUCACGGUCGAUCAGGAGGUGGCAAGGGACAGGCAAUCAUGGCCCAGAGUGAGAGCAAGAGACGCAAGAUGGCCGAGGAGCGGGACGAGCGCCAGGCCAGGUUGAUCUACUGUCAUGACUUGGGCCUCAUCUCCCUCUGGGAAUCCCAGUACGAGUGGGACGUCCUGGUAACGUGCGGCAAGUACUCGUGGAGACUCCAUCACGACAUUCUCUGCCGCGAGUCCGAGUGGUUCAAGGCCAGGUUACCGCCCAAAGAUCCCAAUGGAGGCUACGUCACGUUUGACUGUAACGGCCACGAUGAGAAGCAACUCGCCAACGCUCUUUAUUUCAUGUACCUCAGGACCUGUGAGUACGAGCCGGGCCUGCACCUGCGCUCGGCGCUCGACGGCCGGCCGCUGCAGCGCGCCGUCUUCGCCUACCUCGCCGCCGCCUCGGUCGCCCACCCGCGCGCCCAGGCCGCCGCCCUGCGCGCCCUGCACGCCGCCGCCCGCCGCCUCCGCCUCUUCUUCGACCGCACCCCGCCCCAGACCGUCCGCGCCCUCGACCUCGCCCCGCUCCACGCGCCCCUCGCCGCCGCCCUGGCCAUGGCCUUCGAGCAGGGCCCCGCGCUGCGGCCGGUGCUGGCGCCGCCUGCGGCGUCCCCGUCGGCGUCGUCGUUUGGGGAUGAUGGUUGUGGAGACGGGGAAGGUGGGGAAAGAGAAGAAAAAGAGGAGGAGGAGAAGAAGGAAGAGGAGAAGAAGGAAGAGGAGAAGAAGGAAGAGGAGAAGAAGGAAGAGGAGAAGAAGGAAGAGGAGAAGAAGGAAGAGGAGAAGAAGGAAGAGGAGAAGAAGGAAGAGGAGAAGAAGGAAGAGGAGAAGAAGGAAGAGGAGAAGAAGGAAGAGGAGAAGAAAGAAGAGGAGAAGAAGGAAGAGGAGGAGAAGGAGGAGGAGAAGGAGAAGAAGGAAAAGGAGAAGAAGAAGGAGAAAGAGGAAGAGAGAGAGACACAGGAGACGGAGAGGGCCGACAUGGUGCCGCUCCGGGCGGCUCUGGCGCACCUCUGCGACGUGGCCUUGCCGUGGCUGGCCCUGAACGAGGGGUUCGUCGAAACGCUCAUGACAGAGUGGAUGCCGGGGCUGUGGAUGAACGUGGUGAGCGAUGCGAUCUGGUUUGGCGCCCAGGGCGUGCUGGACGAGAUGUGGGCGGUCCUGGAGGAGGCGAUCGCCCCGAGAGAGCACAAGACGGCGGCGGCGCCGGGGGCGGGGCUCGGAGGCGAUGGUGUUGGCGGUGCCGGCGAUGGUGCCGAGGACGGUCGGCCGACUUCCGGGUCUAAGAAGCGGAGGCGGAACGCGGAGGAGGAGGAGGAGAGGGAGGAGGAACUGCAGUCGCCGGGUGAGUUUGAGAUCUGGCGGGAUGGCCAGCCGGGCGAGCCCGCCACGCCUCCGCGGUGGAGGCGCCCGCAGCGGAGGGAGGACGAGACGGACGACCGAAUGAUCAACGGGGAACGGCUGAGCCCCGAGCAGCAGCGAGAGGUUGCUAAGGAGAACUUGCUCGCGCCCACGGAGCGCGGGGCCGGCGGCCCGCCACGCGGCGGAGUCGGGAGGGGGAUGCUACAGCUCCGGCACAACUUCACCGAUCCCGAUCCCGGCCUGCACUCUUCGGGCCACGACUCGGACGGUAAUGAGGCCCGGAGGGGACGAGGCGAUGACUGGGACGUCCGGAACACCGCAGGGGACGCGAUGUCUCAUAACGGAGUUGAUAGGGUCGUGCGCAACAUGGCUCUCCUGCGUUGA
Molecule: messenger RNA, 2472 nt
Organism: Thermothelomyces thermophilus ATCC 42464
Lineage: Eukaryota; Fungi; Ascomycota; Sordariomycetes; Sordariales; Chaetomiaceae
Exons: 6
Coding region: 1-2472 (823 amino acids)
Source: RefSeq, a predicted model, not a curated record